AUGCUGACCUCCUCCACCUUCAAACCGGCUUCGCUGACUAACGCUUCCGAACCGAUGAAAAGCUCUCGUUCAGCGGCAUCAAGCGUUUCCACCUACAACAAGACAAGCACGCUCUCUCGCUCGGGCUCUUCGUCGUUCGACUGCCUGGAUUGCUUUUCAGCUCUUGAGCCCGUUACUGAGCCAGGCAAGCUGGUGAUCGGCGAAGACUAUGUCACCUUGGCGAGUAAGCCCAUCUUCGACGGCGCAAACGGCAUAAUCUUCAAGGCCUCCGACGCUAAAGGCACUGUGGUUGUUGUUAUUAAGACCGUCAAGUUCCAAAAGUCCCAAACACCAGAAACUUAUAGAGCUCUGGUAUUCAGAGAGUUUGACAAUUUGAAGAAAUGUGCCGCAAGUAAACAAGUGGUGGAUGUGUUAGAUGUUGCCCGCUCCCGUGAUUCCGAAGAGUUGUCCCUCAUCAUUCCGUACUACGUUCAUGGUGAUCUCUUGGAUUAUCUCUGUAAACUUCGGGCGAAGAAAGUCGAAAUUUCUCUGAAUUUGAGAGAUGCUAUAUUCAAACAGAUGGUGAAAGCAGUGGACUUUUUACAUCGUCAUGACAUAGCUCAUCGUGAUGUGAAGCCUGAAAACUUUCUUCUAGACUCUAAAGGAGUACUUAAACUUAACGAUUUUGGAUAUUCAAUUGAUCUCACAAAAACGGAGGAACACGCCAACUUAAGUGGGUUAUCAUGCGGUACUACUUCUUUCAAAGCCCCAGAGUUGAUCCAAAUUGAGCGUGAUGUGAAUGAAGGUAAAGAAAUCGAUGUGUCAAAGAUCAACUUCAAGGCUCUAGAUAUUUGGGCGCUUGGCGUUGUAUACUUUCAUGUCUUCCUUAUGUCUGUGCCUUGGUCUACCGCAAACACCUCUACCGAUGAUAGAAAUAAGGCGAUGGAAAAGUACAUUCAACGAUACCCCGAGGGCGAAAAGCAUUUGGAUGCGUUGGUUGAUAAACUAAAUGACCGGAACUUCAGUGAUCCACUGAAUCCAGCGUUGGCCUUAUUUAAAAAGCUUCAUUAUGAUGCUCGUGGUUUGAUUCUUCACGCAUUGAAUCCUAAACCUGACAAACGUUGUUCUUCAGGCACACUUCUUGAAUCCCAAUGGCUUACACAAGUCUUCGCUCAAACGAAAGAUUUGUUAGACCUAAUCCCAAAAUAA
Molecule: messenger RNA, 1188 nt
Organism: Candidozyma haemuli
Lineage: Eukaryota; Fungi; Ascomycota; Pichiomycetes; Serinales; Metschnikowiaceae
Exons: 1
Coding region: 1-1188 (395 amino acids)
Biological process (GO): mitotic DNA damage checkpoint signaling; protein phosphorylation
Cellular component (GO): nucleus
Molecular function (GO): ATP binding; protein serine/threonine kinase activity
Source: RefSeq, a predicted model, not a curated record